CAGAGAGCCAGAGAAGGGAAUCUUGAACCUAGGUCACACUUUUGGCUUUGCCCCUGCCACACUGGGACUUAGCUUCUUUUUCUGUAAGGUCAAAGCCCACGCCCCGGAGACACGGGCUCAACUCUAGUCCCCCUUCCACGCUGUGACUUUUUGACUUCGACUCUCGGACUUCUCAGCCGUGACCACGGGUCUCAGAGGAGUUGACUAUGCUUGGGCAAAGGGGAUGCCAGGGUUCAUGCGAACAAGAUUGAUGGCUCUCCAGCCUGAGUCCCCGGGGACAAGGAAACCCCUCGCGGUACAGCGCCCACGAGAUGCCAGCUCAGCAUUUUCACUCUUCCUCCCGUAGGAGGGUGUGAGGAUGUGGGGUGCAGAGCACACUGAGUACGACAGCCAUGGCAUUGAUGCACCAUCAUGAGGCAGAGCCAUGGCUGGCAGGACUCUGCAAUCAGGACACCUGGAAGAGGAUACUACCAAAGACCUGGCUCUGAAAUUACCACCAGGGAAGUCUGGAGGUCACCUGGCCAGCAUUGAUGAGACCCGACCUGUAGGCCCAGGCCCAGCCUCCCGUCGCGGCUCCCUGCUGAGCCUACACCCAUCCUUUUCACGCCGCAACUCACUGGCAGGACCCCUAGUAGGUCUUGGAGGUCGACGACCAUCCCUGGGCCUGAUGCCCCCUUUAGGUUCACGAGUUAGUUUUUCUGGGUUACCCAUCAUGCCUGCCCGUCGGAUGGCACCCUCAUACCGCACCGAACCAGCACUAGGUGAGCGUUGGGAAGCUGCAAGCGCUCAGCGUGUCCUGGAGGCAACACUGGAUGCAGGGCUUAGCAAUGUGUUCUACUCGGGUACCGAGGCGGGGAAACUGGCAAAGGCGCUGUGUGAACAGAUCCGCAUACGUGUGCGGGAGCUCAGCCUACCCCGCUACAAACUGGUGUGCAGUGUGGUGCUGGGACCACGCGAGAGACAGGGCGUGCAUGUGGCCAGCCGGGCACUCUGGGACGCAGUACAUGAUGGACUGGCCUCUGCCACUUUCACCAACACUUCACUGUUCGCCGUGGCUACUGUCCACGCAGUUUACUGGGAAUGAUAAAGCCUUUAA
This is a messenger RNA of Microtus ochrogaster (prairie vole), 1096 nucleotides long. RefSeq names its product Tctex1 domain containing 4 (gene Dynlt4). Bases 425 to 1084 code for a protein of 219 amino acids. NCBI's taxonomy places the organism in Eukaryota, Metazoa, Chordata, Mammalia, Rodentia, Cricetidae. Gene Ontology annotation, biological process: microtubule-based movement. Gene Ontology annotation, cellular component: cytoplasm; cytoplasmic dynein complex. The record is from RefSeq and is a predicted model, not a curated record. Gene Ontology annotation, molecular function: dynein intermediate chain binding. The transcript has 2 exons.